AUGGCCUCAGCCAUACAUUCUUUCUCCGGGGCGGGGACCAUCCUUGCACCUUGGGCCAUGUUCAAAGAAGAUAAUCACUCACCCUAUGCGAAAUUCGUUGGAAUUCAUAUCGCAUCCAAUAGAAAUGGCUGGCCAAGCAAGCUUGAUUGGCAAGAAUGGUUGAUCAACCAUUUCGAGCCUCGAACGCGUCAAUGGGAGCUUGGAAGCCCCAUAUGGCGACUUAUGCUGGUCGACACCUACAAUUGUCCUAUCCACGAGGACUUUUUUCUCUGGUGCAGGGGACACAAGAUUCUCUGCAUUUCAUACCCCAAAUAUCAAAAGGACGAUCUUGAUCCCUUCAAUUGGGGUGUUUCCAAGACCAUUAAACGAGAGUACAAGAGGUGGCUAUACUUGCGCUGGAAAAAUAUGUUGGAAAAGAACAACAGUGAUGACCCUCAUGACAAUAGCAGUGGUCAGGUCAGUCUUAAGUGGCAGGAAUUUGCAGGAAUUCUCAACAGAAUUACGGUUGCAGGCAAGGAGCCGAUAUUUGCUCAAAGAAAAGCUGAAGCAGAAAAUGCAUGGAAAACUGGGUCUCUUUCCGUGCUCUCGAGCGCCUCGACGGGUGCCUCGAUCAAUCGCUUUGAGGAUACACAAAAUCUGAACACGGAACAGCUGGUAGAUGAGGAGCAGGAGGAGGACUAUUUCAUUGUGGAUGAAGAUGAGGAUUUUCUGGACGAUGUGGAAUCUAGCUCCCAGACAGUCGACAACUCUGUCUACAGUGAUGAGGAAGAUGCUCAGAGUACUUCCAGUGAAUCGACUGACUCUGCAGACGAUUCAUACGAUGAUUGCUCAUACCCAGAGCCUUCACAGCUCGCGUCACCCGAUCUCAGUCUAGAGCAAGAUCAAUGGCUCUCACUGCCGGUUCAAGGCCAUCCUCGCCCGACAGGCGUCGCCGUCGAUCACCUUCUCCAGCUCAAUUGA
Molecule: messenger RNA, 960 nt
Organism: Penicillium malachiteum
Lineage: Eukaryota; Fungi; Ascomycota; Eurotiomycetes; Eurotiales; Aspergillaceae
Exons: 2
Coding region: 1-960 (319 amino acids)
Molecular function (GO): nucleic acid binding
Source: RefSeq, a predicted model, not a curated record